AAGGCAUAGAAUAUUGACAUUAUUACUUAUUGGAAAGAUACUUGUUGAAUUAAUACUUAUCUUUCAAUUACAAAAUUUUAUUAAUCAUAAUAUAACUUGAAAGUAACUGUGUAUUGAUUGAAAUAUUAAUUACUUUCAUUUUUAUUAAUCGGAACGAAUCGUCUCUUAUCAAUUGGAUUAAUAUCAACUGAAAAUAUCUCGUGCAAAAGGUGUCACCAUUUUACAAUUGAUAAGAGGCUGUUGCGCAGUAACAUAUUGCAACACAUAGAAUAAAAAAAUACUCGUUAAGUUUUAAUAUCAUUGCGUUUUGCCAUUUAAAAAGAAAAAAUAGAAGAUGGUUUUACGACACCGCGUAGAGGGAUACGAGAAUUUUUUUAAAUUUAUGAAAAAUUUCAAAUCUAAUGAAUCAGUAUACGUACUUUAUAGUGGUAAAAAACUUCCUAAUGGCAAAAGUUGGUGCCCAGAUUGCGUAGAAGCGGAACCUUUCAUAGAAGAUGGGUUUAAAACAGCUCCAGAAUCAGUACACUUGGUGGAAGUUGAAGUUGGAGAUCGGCCAUUUUGGAAGGAUUUGAAUUGUCCAUUUCGAACAAACUCUGUUACAAAGUUAAGAGUACUGCCAACCUUAGCAAAAUGGAAUACACAAAAACGUCUAGAAGGUGAUCAAUGUCAAAAGAUUGACUUGAUUGAAAUGUUACUUACUGAUGAAGAUGAUUAAAUAAUUCAAUUUCAUAUGCUACAGCAGUGAAACUUAAGAUGAGCAGUUCUGUAAGUCAGUAAACAAUGAAUUUUUUACUAAAUGUUAUUUCGUUAUAAGUAAUAUAAUAAACAAUCAAUUUUGUACUCAGA
This is a messenger RNA of Bombus terrestris (buff-tailed bumblebee), 846 nucleotides long. RefSeq names its product thioredoxin domain-containing protein 17. Lineage: Eukaryota; Metazoa; Arthropoda; Insecta; Hymenoptera; Apidae. Bases 335 to 715 code for a protein of 126 amino acids. The transcript is spliced from 3 exons. Gene Ontology annotation, cellular component: cytosol. Gene Ontology annotation, molecular function: protein-disulfide reductase [NAD(P)H] activity. The record is from RefSeq and is a predicted model, not a curated record.